This is a messenger RNA of Anopheles arabiensis, 6097 nucleotides long. Its product is annotated as GATA zinc finger domain-containing protein 14. The coding region runs from base 2409 to 4442 and encodes 677 amino acids. The record is from RefSeq and is a predicted model, not a curated record. Gene Ontology annotation, biological process: actin cytoskeleton organization. The transcript has 8 exons. Gene Ontology annotation, cellular component: plasma membrane. NCBI's taxonomy places the organism in Eukaryota, Metazoa, Arthropoda, Insecta, Diptera, Culicidae.
AACCGACCCGAACCUUCGCGCCGUGCGUGCCAUGCUCUGGGACUAGGAGGCCUGCACAACAAACACUCGCACGCCAGUGUUAUUUUAGCUUUGCGCGACGGCCGGCGAACGAGCUGCUGCAAAAGCGCGUCAUCGAAAUCACGUCGUGAUCGGAGUUUUUCCCAUGUAAAACUAACGAAUUCGAGCUGCUGCUUUCGGUGCGCCUGGAAAACGCGCAAAGCCCAAACAGCAGUGUACUGUUCUGUGGUUCAAGUGGCAAAACGGUACAGUCAGAGUGCAAAGAAAAGAAAGAAAAAAAACGGCUGCAACAAAUAAUGCAAAUCACAGCCAAUUCGGUGCAGUGCUGCAGUGUAUCGUGGAAAAGUGUUCGUGGUGGAAAAGUGUAAUCAUACACACCCACGGAAAACCCAACGUGUGCGAGGUGCGUGCAUGUGGUUGCAGCAGUUGCAGUUUUGAAUCCCGCACGCCGUAGGCCAGUGUUUGUGUGUGUGUGUGCAUAUAUGCGUCACGCGCGCGGUUUGUCGCAACCGACAGAGCGCCACAGAGAUACGCUGUACGCGAAAGUGCACGCGCGUGUACCGAGAAUCGUGCUAAUCGCUUGGUGUGUGCCGCAAGAAAAGGUGAAGUUUGCUACCGCUAUAACGUUUGUGUGUGCGUGUGUGUUGGAUUGUGAGUGGUCUUCUUCCAACAUUCCAAUUGUUGGGAUCGCUGUUGCGUGCGAGAGUCAGUGACCAUUCAGGCUAGUGGGCUGUUAGGAGGCUUCUUCGGCCAAAGGGCGCAAACGAUUCAAAGCAACGAAGUACAGAGACAGCCGGGCAACACGCAAGAAAGCUCUCGGAAGAAGACGGGUGAACCGCGGCCGAGGAGCAUAAAUCAAAAAGGGGCCGCCCAGCGAGCUGCCGAAGAUUAGACGGCGUUGAUUAAGACGGCCGAGAAGAGGCAAUCGGCAAACCCUUAAGCAAAAAAACGCAAGAAAAGCGCAAAAGGAAGAAAAUACCGUAAACAAUACCUAGCACAAAGCUUGCGGAAGGAACCGCCGCUCUUGGAGUGUAGUAGAUGAUCACGCGCGAACUGGCCGCGUUCCUGCCCUGCCUAGCGGAGAGAGGUUGCGCAUAGUUGCAACCGCAACGCGCAUACACCACCACCGCCUGCACAUUAGCUAGAUUAGGUGGGCUAGGCUUGAAAAAUAAUGCAAAUGGAUCAGUGAGUGGCGCAAUAGAAGAAAAAGGCGCACCUCGCGGAACGGACAGUACCGGAGCGGUUGCGCGAUAAUCUGUGCGACUGCGUCAAAGGACGGACCGAAGCGAAAGCGCAAAAUUAAGACGCGCCGCGAGAAAAAGCAUGCGCCAGCAGCUGAUGGUGUGAAGAGGCAGCAAGGAGGGCAAUCAUAUCUUCUGCCAGUUCAGUCCCCUCACAAACACGGGCUAAGUUGUGCACCGUCGCUCUUAUCAACGAAUCGGCAUCAGAUUGAAUGAUGAUUAAAUAACGAUUCGGGGUAGAAAAUUAUCAGCACAAAAAGUGGAAAUAAAUGUGAUUGAAGUGAACGAAUCCUCCGUCGGGCACAUUGCACUGUUGCCCACUUCCGGAUAGAUAUUGGGGCGCGGUGAACCUUUUUACCAGAUUGUGGCGUGUGGCUGUAUCCGUCCGUACAGCGAUUGUCUUGUGGAAAAGUGCCUCAACGCCUGCCUCCAUUUAAUCCCCACCCAGUAAGGGCGUCACCCGGCGGGUGCACUCUAGAUCGAAAUUUCGGUCCAUUAAAUUGCUCCAAGAAGUGCUUUCGAGUGGGCACGGGGGCAGUUUUGUGCAUGCCGAACGAAGCGGCACCGUUAACGUCAAGUGGGUAGUGUAAAGAAAAGAAGCGCAAACCCCCAGCAUCUGCUCAAGCGAAAUCACGUGCUGAUACAGUUAGCGAAAGUGUCGUUCAAGUGUGUUGCAAUUAAGAGGUGAAAAAGUGCAUCCCCUUUUCGGUCCGUUUACGUCCGGCAGGGCAGCGAAAGGAAGUUCGCGAAAGAAUCUUGCUUUCCGAUCGUUAAUUUAAGCGUGUGUAUGUCUUUGUGUGUGUGAUUGUGUAUAUUUAUUAUUGCAGACGAUUGCAAUUUGGCGUCAGCGGAGGAGAAAUCUGGUUAGCAAUCAACUGAAAAUUAACGAAAUCAAGCAUUCGCCGAGAAGGGGGAAAACAAAGUUGUUACGCAAAUGUUUGUGCUGUGCUGUGCUGUGUGUGAAGCAGAGUAAAGAGAAAGGAAAGCGAGUACCACAUAAACGUAUUCGGGCUUAAGCCGUCGGUUGGUCCGUGUCCGUACGCAUUCGCAGGGUCCGAAGUGUAAGCAUCCUUCGCCUACGCCGCGUAGGCCUUAGUAGCGCCUUUCAGGACGAAAAAAAAUCCGUUCAAGGUGUCGCUCAACGGGAAAAUGCGGGUCACGUCGGAAUCGAAUUCCGGCCCGCCAAGCCGCACACCAUCCAUCAUGGACAGCCCGACGCUGGUGCGCGUCGAGCGGGCCCGCCUGCGCCAGGAAGCGACGGACGCCGGCGGGCAGCGCCCGGGUAGCGGCCAACGGGAGGACAGUCUCGAGCGCUGUCUGCUCGAUCCCAAGAAAUCCCUCCUAAUUGGACGUAUACCGGUGGCACAAAUGACGGGCCCGAUCAAGCGAGGACUGCUCUGGCAGCAGCGCGACCGAUUGUUCUCCCGCUGGAAAGAGAGAUACUUCAUCCUAACACGUGAUUAUCUCAAUUGUUUCAAACGAGCCACCGGAUCCGCCUCGGAGAAGAUAUCCGACAUGGGACAGUUUAUAUUUAAGAUCAAACUAGUCGACGUGGAAAAGGUGGAAUGGCUGAACCGGCGGUCGUACAGCGCGAUAGGCCUGCUUCUCGGCUCGCGAGAAGGGCGCGUCCUGUUGCGCAGCGACCAGGGCCUGGAGGAUUGGUUCGAGCUGCUGGAGGAGUGCACGCUGAGCAGCAAGGAGCGGCGUCGUGCUCUUCGACUAACGCAAGGGCCACGAUCGCGCGCCUCGCUAGCGGCCCCCGUGUCUGCGGCCUCACUGCAGAGCAACCACCUCGGGCUCGGCGGUACCUACUCCGGUGCGAUCGAGGAUUGGCUCAUGUCCCGGCACCAGAAAACGGGCGCCCAGCGCUUCAACCACAUUCUGCUCUCCGACUCCGUGCCCGACCUGAGCUCGAUCAACGAGAACGGGCUGUGCAGUGGACUGCUGACGAACCACUCGACGCCGAAGAAGGUGCCGAACGCACGCCACAACCUGUCCGGUGGUGGUGGUGGUGGUGGUUCGAGCAAUGGCUACAGCAGCCACAACGGCAGCCUGUACAAUGGCUUCCCGUACUCGCCGCUGAAGAAGCUGGCGGACAACUUUGUGAACGGCAACCACAGCUACACGCUGCACGACGAUCUCGAGGAGGAGGUGGAGCUGCGCCGUGGCGGCCGUUACCGUGACAAUGACGACCUGUACAGACGGCCGCUCGGUCCGGGCGGGAACGAUAGUAGCCGCCAUUCGUUCUUAACGGAUCUGGACUAUGCCGGGUGUGACAGUGGGCUCGAUACGCCACCGUCCACCCACCGUCCGUCGAGCUGCCGGGACAACAUCUACUUUGCCUCGGCGUACAACAACCAUCACGCGCACGGGUCCGGAUUCCUCGGCAAGGACAAGACGACCGACACCGGCAUCAGCUCGUCCCGUGGUACGCUUGUCUCGCCGGCGAGCAGCAUUCGCCACGGGUACGUCAACGUGCAGCACUUUAACGGCAACGGUGGCAGUAACAACACCACCACCAACAACAACAACCAUCUGAACAGCUACGGAUCUCGCUACAGCGUGCAGGAGCAAAAGAUCCUUCGCGCGCGCAACACGGAGGAGAACAAAAACUCGAUCCGCUCGGUACGGGCCGAGUUUUUCGACCAGAGCAAGUACAGCAACGGCAGCAACAGCAACAAUCAUACCCUCAACAACAAUAACAACCACAUCAACAACAAUGGUAGUGGUGGUGGCGGUGGCCAUCAUGCGCAACACUUCCAUCCGCACCACCAUCAGCACGUGGUGCAUCAGCAUCCGAACGGUGGCGCUGUCGGCAGCAAUGGCAACAUUCAUCAGCAUUUUAACGGGCUUAACAACAACCACAACCACAACCACAGCAACAGCAGCAGCAGCAACAAUAAUAACAACAAUGGUAAUGGGAAUGGUGGAACGUUGAGCGAUCGCGCCUCGAUCCUGUCGGGGAACGGUAAUGGAGGCGGCAAUGGCACGGGCUCGACGCAGCGUGAUCGCUACCAGCAGCAUCCGGCCCUCGCUGCCAUCAUCAACGAAUCGCAGGGAAUGAAAUUCAGAGAUCGUUCCUAUUCCGACUGUCAGCAGGCGCCGCGACCCCGCCAGUGGACGAACAACACGCCGAGCCCGAAGCGCAUCCCCUUCCUCGGCACACCACCGACCAGAGUGUAAAAGGUGAAACGACGACGACGACGGACUGCUGGCCGAUGCCGAGGCUUUCUCCCCAAUUCUUUCAAACUACACACGCCAGUAAACCCGAUAGUGAAAAUAAUUGCAAAUACAGCUAAUAUAGAGCAACAAACAAUAGUAGGAAACAAAAACCAAUUUCCCUUUUUUUGUAAAUGCACAGUAAGCUCUUGCGCUGCGCAUCCCACCAUACGGCAAGUACAACGGAAAGGCACCUCGACGACGACGAUCAUCGAACGAUCGUGCACAUACUUCCCCAAUCCCUCCUUUUAUUGCGCACGUGCUUCUCUUUCUUCGUGCACGAAGAUUAAUUUACGAGAGAAGAAACUAACUCCCUUUAACGUCCUUCCCCAUCGGCCCCAUCGAUCAACUUUGUGUGAAACGCGGUAAUGCUCGAAAAUCUACCACUUAGAACACCUGCCACACCUGUCCAGUGUUCUGAACACUAGUUUCUGUUUCUGUGCACAGUUCCCCAGUGACUGUGGCUAUUUCGCCGAAGCAAACACGAGCAUUUACAAAUAGUUAAAUACUAAUUUAAAAAAAACACGUUAUACAGUAUAAAUGUAAAUCCAUUCGUCGUUGUACUUGCUGUAUUUGUGGUGCGAUAUGAAGCGCUUACCAUUCUGUGCGUAGUUCUGUGUAGUAAAGGGUUUGAAUUCGGACUUUUGAAUGAUAGCGUAGUUUCUGUAGGGUUGCUGUUCCAACAUGUCUCUCUCUCUCUCUGUCUCUGUGCGUGGUGUUUUGUGCAUCACGAGUAUCCAAAUAGUAGCAUAAGUACACUAACUGUUGUAGGUAACAAUUUGCAAUAAUCAGUGCGAUCGCGUCAAGCUUAUUACAAUGUGGCGUGUUCAGUUGCGUUUUGCGGCGGAGGGUUCAAACAUACAAUUAGCUUCGAGUUUGUGAAUGGUGUUUAAAAUUACACAAAGCAACAAACAAACAAAAAACCUGUAAAUUGCUGUACGCGUGUGUGUGUUAGGAGGAAAUCAAUACGCUAGAACCUAUUGAAUUAGUGCGCUAAGUCUUAGACGGCCCAUAAAACCAUAAAUCAAUCAUACAUCAUACAGCUCACCAGGAAAAUGCUUCAACGCACCUGUGCGGUAGGUGCGUAGUUGUCGCGUUCGUUUUUGGAUGUUUAGCAAAAUUUUACAAACAUUGUGCGUAAACAUGUCUUGCCUGCCACGUGGUUGUCGUUCAUUAGAGAUAUUAGAGCAUCGAAAAUUAGGCGUUAGUGUAGUGCUGAAACAAAACAACUCACAAUUCCGAAAAGGAGCAGUCUGGUUGGUGUGUUUGUGUGUGUUUGUAUGUAUAGUCGGACCCCUUAUACUAAACUUAUUAUACGAUUUUAUACGCAAAAAUGAAAAAAAGGAUAGGGAAACAACCCAGCUUAGUGAUUUUGAUUUUCGAACGCUUGCUUUUAAUAGGGAAAAUUAAGGAGAGGACAGAGAGAGAGCAAAAAAAAUGAUAAUCGCGAGCCUAGAACCGUUGAAUGUGAAGAAGCAAACCGUUUAGUGGUGUCAUCUUACUGUUUUUCUUUCGCCUUUUUGUUAUGUUUUGAAAAUAAUGAAAAUAACACGAACUGCGUGUGUUCUGACAAGACAAGAAGUGCAUACAAUAAAGGUAAAAUAAAGUAAAAAAAAGAG